GUGACAAGCGCUUUCACCUGGUUGCAAACUUUGUCCUUGGAGAUUACCAGGCCAUCAUGACCAUGGCCUUGAACUCUGACGCGGCAUGGUUGAGCGAUGAAAGCUCACCGCAGUCGCGCGUUUGGACGAGCUUCAUGCAAGGGGACGACGAGAGCAGACGACAGCGUGUCAAGUUGAUUCUCGCCGUCGAGGAGGGCCCCUGGCUGGUUAAGAAGGCUUUCAUCAAGAAGCCUAUGUUGAUAUGCAAGCUGCUACAGUGCAAGUUUCACCACAAGCCUGACGAUUUUCUGGAGAUCGCGUUUGAACGAGCAAAUGGUGCAACUGUUGGCGUGGUUCUGAACUCCAUGCGCGGAGCCGUCCUGAGCUGUGCGCUGCUGCUGGAGGCGAAGGCCUCUCGGUUUCUUGGCAUGGUGGACCCGAUUCGUCGUGUCCGAAAGUCCUAUUCGAUCAUCAUGGGGGUGGAUGGCGGCGAUAUCCUUCAGCAACCCAUCCGCAUCACGAUCGGCGAGGUUGGCCAGGCGGCUGCCAAUGUGCAGCAGUUUGUCGAAGUCCUUAAGAACGACGAUGAAAAGUGGGCGUCGGCAUGGCUCUCAAAGCGGGUUGACGGUAUGCUGCAGAAGGGUCAGUUGUUGGUCUUCGUCAAGUCCAUUGCAAGUGCAGAGGAGAUCUCGCAGAAUUUCCAAGAUUUCUUGGAAAAGAAAACCGAAUUUUUGCAUGGAGACCUGGAUCAAGGUGAGCGGAUGCGCAUUCUACGCAACGUCAGGAAGCGAGUGGUGGAUGUGCUGAUUGCCACAGACGUUGCUGCUCGAGGCCUUGAUCUCCCAUCCAUUUUCACCGUGGUGUCCUACGACGCUGCGAGGGAUAUCGAAACGCACACCCACCGAAUAGGCCGUACUGGGCGCGCCGGUGCGGCAGGGGAGGCCUACACACUUCUCACCAAUGAUGACCAGAACAAGAAGAUGGCCGCUCUACUAGUAGAGAACCUGGAACAAGCUAACCAGGCGGUUCCAGAAGACCUGAAGGGCCUGGCGAUGAAGUACGGCCCCUUCCGGGCUGCCAAGCUUGAAGGGCGCACCUUCCUUGGCAAAAAGAAGGGUGGCAAGGCAGAAAAAAGUUCGUUCGGAGUAGGCUUCGACGUUGCCUCACGCCAGAAGGAGACUGUCCAGGAUCUUGCCAAACGGCUGGACAAGGAGGCAGACCAGAUGGCCGCUCUGAACCGACAGAAGGCCAGUGGUGGCAUGAGAGCAGGUCCCAACCGCGUGCUGGCAAAGACUGGCUUCGUGGCGGCUGCUGUCUCUGAAGCGCCCAAAGAUCUGGCUACUCAGGGGCCAAAGAAGGACGAGGAGUCCUCCGAUGAAGAUCUCUUUGCCCCAGGCGUAACAAGCGCCUUUGGCCGGCCUGCCAAGGCCAAGGUAGCACCUGCACCCAGCAGGGUGGGCCUUGGCUUCACACUGCCUGCUUUGCAGCCGCAGCUGGGACAGAUACAGCCACAAGCCAGCCCUCAGCCACAUCCGCAGGUGAGUGCAGCAGCUGCGCUUGCGAUGACUACAUUGCAGACGCCCGCUGUAUCCAGCCCUCCUGUGCACGGCUUCAGCGACGCACCGCGGGGCUUCAGCGAUGGGCCCCUGGCAGCGCAGAGCCGAAAGAGGAGCCGAAGCAGGUCUCGAGGCCGGCGAAGUCGCGAAAGGUCCCGAUCGAGGAGGCGGAGCCGCUCCCGGGGGCGCCGACGCCGGAGGUCACCAUCGUGA
Symbiodinium pilosum is the source of this 1748-nucleotide messenger RNA. The record is from the annotation of a GenBank genome assembly. Lineage: Eukaryota; Dinophyceae; Suessiales; Symbiodiniaceae.